UUGUUUUUUUCCAACGAGGCAAUAUGGCAACACCCGCCGCGGUAAAUCCAUCGGAAAUGGGCACGGAUCUGCCUGGGCCUGUGGCCAUACCAGGGGCUGUCGUUGGCACUGGCCAGGUGCGGAUGGCGGGCACCAUGCCAGGCCGCGGAGGAAAGCGGAGAUCGGGAGGGAUGGACUUCGAUGACGAGGACGGAGAGGGACCCAGCAAAUUUUCAAGAGAGAAUCACAGCGAGAUAGAGCGGCGACGGCGUAAUAAGAUGACCCAGUACAUCACAGAGCUGUCCGACAUGGUGCCCACCUGCAGCGCGUUGGCGCGGAAACCCGACAAACUGACCAUCCUGCGCAUGGCGGUGUCGCACAUGAAAUCCAUGAGGGGCACCGGAAACACUUCCACUGACGGAGCCUACAAACCCUCCUUCCUCACCGAACAGGAACUGAAGCAUCUAAUCCUGGAAGCAGCGGACGGCUUCCUGUUUGUCGUAGCCGCCGAGACGGGUCGAGUGAUCUAUGUGUCGGACUCAGUGACGCCGGUUCUAAACCAGCUGCAGUCUGAGUGGUUUGGCAGUACGCUGUACGACCAGGUCCACCCAGACGACGUGGACAAACUGAGGGAACAGCUCAGUACCUCAGAGAACUCAAUGACAGGUCGGAUCCUGGAUCUGAAGACUGGAACUGUAAAAAAAGAGGGCCAGCAGUCUUCCAUGAGAAUGUGCAUGGGCUCAAGACGCUCCUUUAUCUGCAGAAUGAGAUGUGGCAAUGCUCCUCUAGAUCACAUUUCUCUGAACCGGCUGUCCAACAUGAGGAAGAGAUACAGGAACGGUCUGGGACCCUCUAAAGAAGGCGAGGCUCAGUACUCAGUGGUACACUGUACUGGCUACAUCAAAGCCUGGCCCCCAGCAGGCAUGACAAUUCCGGAAGAGGAUACAGAGGCAGGCCAAACCAGCAAAUACUGCUUGGUCGCAAUCGGAAGACUCCAGGUCACCAGCUCCCCCGUCUCCAUGGAUAUGAAUGGACUCUCUGUGCCCACAGAAUUCCUCUCCCGUCACAACUCUGAUGGCAUUAUCACCUUUGUCGAUCCUCGUUGCAUCAACGUGAUUGGCUACCAGCCCCAGGACCUCUUGGGUAAAGACAUCCUGGAAUUCUGUCAUCCGGAAGAUCAGAGUCACCUACGAGAGAGUUUUCAGCAGGUGGUGAAGUUGAAAGGCCAAGUUCUAUCAGUCAUGUACAGGUUCCGCAUGAAGAAUCGCGAGUGGAUGCUUAUCAGAACCAGCAGCUUCACUUUCCAGAAUCCCUACUCUGAUGAAAUUGAAUACAUCAUCUGUACCAACACAAAUGUCAAGCAACUUCAGCAGCAGCAACAGGCAGAACUUGAGGUUCAUCAGAGAGAUGGCCUGACUGCUUAUGACCUGUCCCAGGUGCCAGUGGCCAGUGUACCAGCCGGAGUUCACGAGGCAGGCAAGUCCAUCGAUAAAAACGAGUCACUGUUCUCCCAGGAGAGGGAUCCACGCUUCGCCGACAUGUACACUGGCAUCUCUGGAUCUGAUAAAAAAAUGAUGGUGCCCUCCUCCACGGCCGGAGGCCAGCAGCUGUAUUCCCAGGGCAGUCCGUUUCAGCCCGGUCACUCCAGCAAGUCCUUCAGCUCAUCAGUGAUCCACGUCCCAGGAGUUAAUGACAUCCAGCCGUCUGCAUCUGCUGGGCAAAAUCUGGCUCAGAUCUCCAGACAGCUGAACCCGGGCCAGGUGUCCUGGACCGGAAACCGGCCUCCCUUUUCUGGCCAGCAGAUACCAGCCCAGUCUAAUAAGGCCCAGUCCUCUCCGUUUGGUAUCGGGUCCAGUCACAGUUACCAGGCAGACCCCUCUUCAUACAGCCCCCUGUCCAGUCCCGCAACCUCUUCCCCCAGUGGAAACGCUUACUCCAACCUGGCCAAUCGCGGCACGGCUUUCGCAGAUGUGGCUGGGGAGGGCAGUCAGAGCGGGGCUCAGUUCCAGGGCAGACCCUCAGAGGUGUGGUCCCAGUGGCAGAGUCAGCACCACGGGCAGCAGGGCAGCGAGCAGCACCCCCACCCUCAGUCCAGUCAGUCAGAGGUGUUCCAGGACAUGUUGCCGAUGGCCGGAGAUCCGACCCAGGGAACAGCCAACUACAACAUAGAGGACUUUGCUGACUUGGGCAUGUUUCCCCCAUUUUCUGAGUAAUUUU
Chanos chanos (milkfish) is the source of this 2196-nucleotide messenger RNA. RefSeq names its product aryl-hydrocarbon receptor nuclear translocator 2 (gene arnt2). The record is from RefSeq and is a predicted model, not a curated record. Gene Ontology annotation, biological process: regulation of DNA-templated transcription. The transcript has 19 exons. The coding region runs from base 24 to 2192 and encodes 722 amino acids. Gene Ontology annotation, molecular function: DNA-binding transcription factor activity; protein dimerization activity. Lineage: Eukaryota; Metazoa; Chordata; Actinopteri; Gonorynchiformes; Chanidae. Gene Ontology annotation, cellular component: nucleus; transcription regulator complex; cytoplasm.